UUAAGAAGAAAGAAAACCUGAGCGGUGGUUUGGUUGGUUGGUAGUGAGAGGUUCGAGUUGCAAUGUGCGGUGACGCCACUAAUUGGGACGAAGAUGCGUACAGGGAAACCGUACUGAAGGAGAGGGAGAUUCAAACGCGAACCGUUUUCCGAACCGCAUGGGCUCCCCCUCAAGACCCUAACCUCGACGCUCUCAUUGUUGCCUCCAGCGACGGUUCCGUCGCCUCCUACUCCAUCUCUUCUUUCAUCUCUACCUCUAAGCUCAAAAGUCCGUUUGGUUUUAUCAAUACCGAUACAGAUAAAUUAUUGGCUGAACCAGAUUUCUUCCUUCAAGCGCAUGAUGGACCUGCCUAUGAUGUCAAAUUCUAUGGUGAUGGUGAAGAUGCUCUGGUGCUGAGUUGUGGUGAUGAUGGUCGGAUCCGAGGAUGGAGAUGGAAGGAGCUUACUAGCUCAAAGUAUUCUGUUUCUUUGCAAGGAAAUGACAUUAAGCCUGUGCUUGAUGUGGUGAAUCCUCAAAACAAAGGUCCUUGGGGUGCACUUUCACCUAUCCCUGAGAAUAAUGCUAUUGCAGUUAAUACUCAGAGUGGAUCUGUUUUUGCUGCUUCCGGUGAUUCUUGUGCAUAUUGUUGGGAUGUGGAAACUGGUAAAGUAAAAAUGGUAUUCAAGGGGCACUUGGACUACUUGCAUUGUAUAGUUGCGCGCAACUCAUCCAAUCAGAUCAUAACAGGUUCAGAGGAUGGGACCACACGAAUUUGGGAUUGCAAUAGUGGGAAGUGUAUCAAUGUGAUUGAUCCAGCAAAAGAUUUGAAGUUAAAAGGAUCUGUUUCCUGGGUUGGGUGUGUUGCUUUGGAUGCAAGUGAGAGCUGGCUGGCUUGCAGUAGUGGACGGAAUAUAUCACUUUGGAACCUUCCUGCUUCAGAGUGCAUAUCAAAGAUUUCAACUCGUGCUUCUGUACAGGACAUGUUAUUUGAUAACAAUCAAAUUCUGACAGUUGGUGCAGAUCCUCUACUCAAUCGCUUUGACAUGAACGGUGUGAUCCUUUCACAAAUACAGUGUGCUCCUCCGUCAGCUUUUUCUAUCUCCUUACAUCCAGUAGGGGUUAUGGCAGUUGGAGGAUAUGGAUGUCUUGUGGAUGUUAUCUCACAAUUUGGUAGCCACAUGUGUACAUUUCAUUGCAAGUGUGUUUAAGCGAAGUUCGCAUAUAAUGUGAAAAUUAUGAAAGCUCAAGGCCAAAAGCCCAAAACAAUUUCCAAGUCCAUGAAUGACAAGCUUCAGGAUAUAAUAGAGAAUCGCAAGCUCUGCCAAAAUUGUGUUCGAAGUUUGCUCGAGUAAUUCAUGGAUAUGUAUUAACUAUGUGGAUUGUCAGAAUGUGUAGAUAAGUAGUUUUCCAAUUUCCCUAGCCUUAGAACUUUCUGGUUCUCGUGCUAUUCAUAAGUUAAUCGUUUCGCUGGCUUAUUAUUGAUACGGCCUAAAGAGGUAAGUUUGACAAAAUACUACGCAUUUAAAUCAUUUACUCAUCCUAGUGACUUAACUAAUG
Gastrolobium bilobum is the source of this 1536-nucleotide messenger RNA. Its product is annotated as THO complex subunit 6. Gene Ontology annotation, molecular function: protein binding. The coding region runs from base 63 to 1187 and encodes 374 amino acids. The transcript has 13 exons. Gene Ontology annotation, cellular component: THO complex; transcription export complex. Lineage: Eukaryota; Viridiplantae; Streptophyta; Magnoliopsida; Fabales; Fabaceae. The record is from RefSeq and is a predicted model, not a curated record. Gene Ontology annotation, biological process: mRNA export from nucleus.